Molecule: messenger RNA, 725 nt
Organism: Pseudo-nitzschia multistriata
Lineage: Eukaryota; Bacillariophyta; Bacillariophyceae; Bacillariales; Bacillariaceae
Source: the annotation of a GenBank genome assembly
AUUACAAUGACAAAGUAGGAUGCAUCGAUAUCAUAACCAAAAAGGAUGGAAGUAACAGUCUUCAAAUUUUGUGGAACGAAAAUUAGAUACGUCAAACAAACACCACUCUGCAUGAAAGCAAUUCCAAUCUUUACAAAUGUUUCUCCUGUGGUUCCCAGCGCACGAUGCGCCAAUUCCGGAUAGGAAAGAACGGUUCUCUUCUCUGUGAGGUUCUCGGCGCCGUUUGACUUUGCGCUCUCGAGUUUCCAGGCAUCCAAAAGGCAGGCACUGCUGCUAAGAAAUAGAAACGUCGACAGAAUCAAACAAGGAAUGGCAAAUAUCCACCCGGCCUUUGCAAACCCGUGCGGGAGGUAUAAAAUCGCCGGUCCAACCAUUCCCUUGAUGAUUCCUAGCACGGCAGAUGUCAGAUCGCCACCUUUGGGUGGGGGAUGCGCCUCAGCUUCUCCAGCGGUAUCUUCGUGCCACCGGGGAGGACGUCCCAUCAACUCUUUUCCCUCCUCGUCGUCAUCGGGAUGGUAGUGUGAUGUGUACACCUGUCUCAGGCGCACAUGCGUGAACCCGUGAUCGAGAAAGCGCACAUUGAAAAAUUCUGUAAGGGAAGAGAGAGGGGUAUUUACUACCUCUCGAACCUGGCGACGAGGUUGGCGUUGCUGCUGCAAUCCAAAUUCUUUCGCCAUUUCUGCCAAGCGACCAUUGUCCUCUCCUGCCGAAUACGACUGCAUGUA